Molecule: messenger RNA, 1725 nt
Organism: Talaromyces atroroseus
Lineage: Eukaryota; Fungi; Ascomycota; Eurotiomycetes; Eurotiales; Trichocomaceae
Exons: 3
Coding region: 1-1725 (574 amino acids)
Biological process (GO): secondary metabolic process
Molecular function (GO): CoA-ligase activity
Source: RefSeq, a predicted model, not a curated record
AUGGAAAUUCCCGGAGAUGGAGACUACGUUGACCUUGUUACGUUCGCUUUUUCGGGGCCAACAGAUUACGAUAGAAACCAGCCUCUCUAUAUAGACGCCGAAGAUCCUUCCUGUGCUUUGACAGCGGAUGAAUUCAGAUUUCUUGUUCGAUCUCUCAUCGCUGGCUUUAAAGCUUGCGGCCUUGAAAGAGGUGACUGUGUGUUGGUUCACAUCCCAAAUACUAUAAUUUACCCUGCGCUCUUCUUAAGCAUCAUCGGUGCCGGUGCAAUAUUUGCGGGCUCCAACCCAGCCAGCCAAACUUACGAACUCGACCACUACCUAGAACUAUCUAAACCAAAGUUAAUUAUCACCUCGCCCGAAGCUCUGCAAACUGUACUCGACGCCUCUUCGACUAAAGAAAUAAAUCCAGGCCAAGUUUUGGUACUAGACACUCCCGUCAUCAGACGCAUGGUGCAAAGCCUUCCUCGCGAUUGGGCACGCUUUACAUUGGAGACUAGACGAAGAGAUGCAAGCACUCCGCUUAGUCUGCCAGAACUUCUCAGCCAUGGGGAGUCGGAAUGGCUUAAGUUUGAGAGCGGCACCAAUUUGUCCAAAACGACGCCGGUAGCGAUGUACUUGACAAGCGGCACGACCGGUCUCCCUAAAGCUGCCGUCCACUCGCAUCACUCAACGAUUGCAGCGCAUCUCUGCGUGCAGUUCACCGUUCCUUAUAAAUCUGUUCGAUUGCUGUGUCUACCAUUGUUUUACCGUUUCGGCGCACACUGGCAAAUACACCCUAUUCGGUAUGGAGAGCCGAUGUAUGUAUUGCCAAGAUUCGACCCUAUCCUGUUCACUGAGGCGGUUCGCCGAAAUCAUAUAACUGAAACCUACGUUGUACCAACUAUGAUACAUAUCCUUAAUCGGGAUGCUGUUUCGCCAGUCCACCAGUUAGACGGAGUUGGUUCCUUACCAUCAAUGCGCCACGUCGGAGUUGCUGGCGCAGCGAUAGAUGCAGCGUCCAUAAAGCGAUUCCAGAAUUUCCUGGGCCCGCAGGCCGCAGUAUGGCAAAUCUGGGGUAUGACUGAAACUGGCGCUGCAUUCACCAAUCGCUUUGGCGAGGGAAAAUAUCCUGACAGCAUUGGAAAAUUGACUCAACUGUAUGAAGCGCGAUUGAUAAAUCUUGACAACAAAGAUGUAAUUCAUCAAGACGACAGCCCUGGUGAACUGGAGGUGCGGGGUCCAGGUACUGUUCUAGAAUAUCGAUACCCAACACAGCAGCCACAAGAGGGAAGCAUCAAGGAUGGCCAGGGCUGGUUUAAAACGGGCGAUAUCGCGUAUGUGAAAGACGGAUAUUAUUUCAUGGUUGGCAGGACAAAGGAGAUGAUUAAAGUAUAUGGUUACCAUGUUGCACCCGCCGAGAUUGAAUCCGUGUUAUUGAAGCAUUCUGGAAUCGAGGAUGCUGCUGUUAUCGGCGUUCCGCUAGAGGGGAGCAACACCGAAGUUCCUCGUGCAUUCGUCGUUAGAUCAGACAAUGCUAAUGAAAAGCCUAUUUUGACAGCCGAGGAGGUUGAUAUAUUUGUUCGCAAACAUCUGGUUAGCUACAAGGCGCUAGAUGGGGGCGUGAUAUUUGUUAGCAAAAUCCCACGAACCGUAACUGGGAAGAUAUUUCGACGGAAAUUGACUGAUAUGAAUGCCUAUCGAGAUAGGUUAUCUUCGUUCCUAGGGAAGCGGAAUGGCAGUUCAUAA